AUGCGUUUCCUCUCUGACGACCGCAAGGUCGAAUCAAAGGCCCCCUGCAUGAAGGUCAUUGCUGCCGGCCUAUCCCGUUGCGCCACUAGUUCCCUCCAGGCCGCCCUGGAGUCUGACGUCCUGGGCUACGAGCCAUGCAUGCACAUGGCUCACAUCGCACCCCACGCCGAUCGCGAGAAGCUGAUUCUCGCUGCCCUCAAGGAAACCAACACCAAGGAGCGCCAGAAGAUCCUCCACAAAGCCUUCGACGGCUACCAAGCCACCUCCGACUUCCCUGGAUGGGUCUUUACUGACGACCUGAUGGACAUGUACCCGGAUGCCAUCGUCAUCCUGAACCAGCGUCAGAGCGCAGAGGCCUGGCUGCAGAGCAUCGGACAGAGCCUCCAGUUCUUCGGGACCAUGUGGUACUACGUGCCCACCUUUCUGUGGCAGACGGACCGGCUUCACUAUUGGUUGCACAUUCGCGCGUACCAGCGUCUCAAGGAAAGAUUUCCCAGUAUCGAGGGUCUAUACACCACCCAAUUUUACCACCUGCACAAUGAAUGGGUGAGAGAGGAAGCCAAGAAGCGUGGGCGGAAGGUUGUAGAGUGGUACCCCUCAGAUGGUUGGAACCCGGUCUGCGAGGCCCUUGGCAAGGCGCCGCCCAAGGAUGGUCGACCAUUUCCCCGUCUCAAUGACUCAGCUCAGAUGAAAAUGGUCAAGAGGAUCCUCGUUGGAAGGGGGCUUAUCUCAUGGGUAGUUUUGGGGGCCGCCCUGUGGGCGGGGUGGACAUAUGGCCCAGGUCUGGUACGGGAGUAUCUCUAG
This is a messenger RNA of Clonostachys rhizophaga, 804 nucleotides long. The record is from the annotation of a GenBank genome assembly. NCBI's taxonomy places the organism in Eukaryota, Fungi, Ascomycota, Sordariomycetes, Hypocreales, Bionectriaceae.